This is a messenger RNA of Necator americanus (New World hookworm), 1032 nucleotides long. RefSeq lists its product as uncharacterized. Gene Ontology annotation, molecular function: catalytic activity. The record is from RefSeq and is a predicted model, not a curated record. NCBI's taxonomy places the organism in Eukaryota, Metazoa, Nematoda, Chromadorea, Rhabditida, Ancylostomatidae. Bases 1 to 1032 code for a protein of 343 amino acids. The transcript is spliced from 11 exons.
AUGAGUGACAUGGCUUCAAAGAGGUGGCAGAGAUUCAUUGCAGCUUCAUUAUUGACGGCGGCGUUAUUCUAUUUGACCAUCAAUCGACAAAUAUUGAGACGAUUACAAAAUGAGGAAGAUAUAAAAGAGAGCACAUUGUUCAACCUGUUCUCUAAAACUUAUGGAAGGGAGAGAAUCAUCGAACAUUCCGUGUGUCUAAUGGAUGGAACGUGUGUAGAUAUACGCGAACGUCUUGUGCAUGACGGAAGGAAAUAUUUGGUUGCUCGGGAAAUUACCGCAGGCAUGUUGCGAACGUCCACGAUGUUUCUGAAAACGCCAAAGAAAUUGACUGCUAGCAUCAUGGAUACAACUAAAUGGGAAGUUGACAGCGGAGCAAUUACAUUUGAGAGCUACGUUACUACGAUGAUAGAGGAAAUAUUUAUUAGUGGAGCGGCACAGAUGUCCCCGUAUAAUUCUGCUCACAUCUUAAUGCUUGGCCUUGGUGGAGGUUAUAUUAACUCUUAUCUCCAUCACAAGUUUCCUAACAUGGACAUUACGGUUGUUGAACUGGAUCCCCAGAUGUUGGAGAUUUCUAAAAAAUGGUUCGGUUUAAAAUUAGAUCAACGACAACGAGUAUUUUUAAUGGAUGGAGUACACUUUGUGAGAAACGCAGUCACUGAAGGUCGAAAAUACGAUGCGAUACUUGUGGAUGCAUGCACUUCAGACACCAACGCAUGGAUUAUAUGUCCAGCAAACGAUUUCGUCGUACCAGAAGUUGUAAAGAAAUUUGCAGAGUUACUCACAGAUAAAGGAUCUCUCAUAGUCAACGUUUUAAGCAUUCGUCAUAAGAAAGUGAUUGGUACCAUGGUACAAAACAUCUUCAACCAAGCAUUCAAAUAUUGUAUCCUGAAACAAGCACAUAGUAGAUCAAAUUUGGUAAUAACAUGUGCACAACAUCCGCUGCCAAAAGGUUUAGAAAGUAAAUACGAAAAGUUCGCCGGUUACGGUAAAUAUGGAGCUAAAGUUAGUCGGAUGAUAGGAAUAUCUUCAUAG